Molecule: messenger RNA, 3056 nt
Organism: Xyrauchen texanus (razorback sucker)
Lineage: Eukaryota; Metazoa; Chordata; Actinopteri; Cypriniformes; Catostomidae
Gene: iqcb1
Product: IQ motif containing B1
Exons: 13
Coding region: 151-1989 (612 amino acids)
Biological process (GO): cilium assembly
Cellular component (GO): cilium
Molecular function (GO): calmodulin binding
Source: RefSeq, a predicted model, not a curated record
CCUGUCACUAACCCAACUCCUGCUCCUGUCUGUUUUGUCGCUUUUCCUGGACAGAGAAUUAAUUGAUAUUUCAGCUUCACCAAACAUAUCAACCAGGAACUGAACAUAAACUGCUCAUAUGAAGCAUACAUUUUAAUCGUCAUUGUUUUUAUGACUUCUAGCGUUUUUCCCCAACCGCUGAGCGCGAUGGGGCCAUCAGGGGACGAAAUUAACCCAGAAUAUAAAGAUCUGGUUGCUGACACGCGAGAAGAAUCGGAACAAAAGAUCCACGACGUGCUGUCAAAAUUAAAAGAUCUUCUAGGCAGAAAGUCGUUGGGAGAUCAGAGGGAACUGGAGGCAUGUAAACAGAGUCUUUACUCAUAUGGUGUACUGAAGUACUGCUCAGCUUCCCUGAGAUUGAGUCCAACCAGGAUUGAACAGGGCUAUGCAGUCCAGACACAGAUGGCAGACAUUCUCAGCAUGUGCUGUGUGGGUCUUGGCUCUUUCAGAGGCAUGGAUGUGUUCACUCAAGAAUUUCUGCCAUCCAUGGUCGAAAAUCUUCUUUUUCUUGCAGACCGUCUAAUGAACAGAGCUCUGAGGGACAAGGCACAAAAUGAGAUGAUUCGUUUGUUCAGAAAAGUCUUUGAUUCCAUUGGCUGGCUCCUCAGGGCUCAUAGACAUCUUAUUCAUCAUGUGAUGAGGUCUAAACAUUUUGAGAGUGUCCAAAUGUGUGAAGACGAUGACAUUGCCGUUGUUACUAUAAAAAUGUGGAACGAUAUCUUCAGGGCAAACAGUGCUGUUUUAGCUGAGAUGGGCAACAGAGCUCUCACUGGCAUUACAGAUGAUAUUGUUUAUAAAAUGUCCAGUAGCUCAAAUCCUGUGAUUGGCAGGGCAGCUGUGAAGACACUCAUACUGAUUAUGGACAACAGCAACUCAACCCAUCAGCUCAUUUACAAACGAUACAGAGGUUUGGAUGAUUUGUCUUUGAAAGAUUGGCGUGGUAAAGGCUUUGACGCUGCACUGGAUCAACUUAUUGACCGACUGCAGUCAGAUGUCCCAUGGAGAGACACUGAGCAUGAUCCUAAGGAGUCCUCUGAGGAGAAAGUGAGAGCAGCAUGUGUAAUCCAGGCCACCUGGAGAGCCCAUCAGACCAGAAAAAGACUUAAGAAUCUGCCUAGAGCUGUCAGCACAUUACAACGCAGCUUCAGGGAAAAGCGGAGGCGGCAACAGGAACAUGCUGAGCGACAACAUGCAGAAGAGGAGUUACGUCAUCAAGUGUGUCUGCGAAGACAGAGAGCCAUGAGACAAUUCCGCCAACGCCAGCUUCAUCUGAUGGAGAUACUACCUGCUGCCCAGGUGGAGAGAUACAUGGGGGAGCUGGAGAAGAAGGCAGCUGUGCUGAUUCAGAGAGUGUGGAGAGGACACAGUGAGAGACGAAACUUCCAGCAACACAAAUACAUUCUAAAACAACACAAAGCUGCUGUCACUCUGCAGAGAGCUAUUCUGCGGUUUCUAAAACGUCGUAAAGCGCAAAGGAUUAUUCUAACACCAUUCAAGGGACCCAAAGGACUGACUGACAGUCGGAGGACGGAGCUCAGGAGACAGAUAGAGGAGCACAUCUCUCUACAUCCUUCAUCUGUGAUGUCAGCAGAGGGCAGUAUGGAGCUGCAUCAGAGAGCUCAGAGUCUCCUUCACAAGCACCUGGUCAACAAAGCAUCUGAUCGGGCACAGGAGCAGCACAGACAGGCUCUCCUUGCACAGAUCAACACCGACAUUGAGCUUUUACUAAAUCCCCCAUCCCUGAAGGAUGCCAGAGGGGAAGAUGCGAUCCUUUUCCUGAGCCGUUCUGUCCCUGUGGCUACACGAGCCCGUCAAUCACACACUGCUUUGAUCCAGAGCAUGCGUCUCCCAUGGUGGAGGAUGCUGGGAGAGGAGUUCUCCAGCCCAGAGGACCCUCCCAGGAAAGACUAUGAUAUGGACAUUGAGUCACUGUAUCUGGGCGGUAGCUAAAUUAUGUUGAAAAAUGAACAGAUGUUUACAACAGAUUUUUAUUACACUAGUGGUCAAAAGUGGUCACUGGUAAUAUAGCUCUAAUAUCAGCAUACUUGACAAUGGUACAUUUGAAUUGUUGCAAGUUUUUAUAGGGAUAGUUCACCCAAAACUGAAAAUUCUGUCAUGAUUUACUCACCCUCCUGGUAUCCCAGAUGUGUGACUUUCUUCAGCAGAACACAAAUUAAGACUUUUAAAAGAAUAUUUCAGCUCUGUAGGUCCUCACAAUGGAAGUGAUUGGGUGCCAACAUUUUGAAGCUCCAAAAUCCAUAUAAAUGGAGCAUAAAAGUAAUCCAUAUGACUCCAGUGAUUAAAUCCAAGUGUUCAGACAUGAUAUUAUAGGUUUGAGUGAGAAACAGAUCAAUAUAUAAGUCAGUUUUAUCAUAAAUACUCCUCUUUGCCCAGUAGGGAGGAGAUAUGCACCAAGAAUGUGAAUCACCAAAAACAGAAGAAGAAGAAUGUGAAAGUUAAAGUGAAGAUUGACUGAGCAAAAAAGGACAUUUAACAUUGACCUUUUUCUCACCUAUCAAAUCGUGUCUGAACACUCGGAUUUAACCACUGCAGUCUUAUCGAUUACUUUUAUGUUGCCCUUAUGUGGAUUUUGGAGCUUCAUAAUUUUGGCACCCAUUCACUUGCAUUGUAUGGACCUACAGAACAUCUGGGAUGGCAUGAGUGUGAGAAAAUGAUGAGAAAAUUUUCAUUUUUGGGUGAACUAUUCCUUUAAGGCUUCCAAGAUGAUGUGCUUGGUAAAUCGAAGAGUAAAUGUGAUUGCCUGUAUUUUAUAAAUGCAAUGCAAUAACAGAAAUGAUUAGCUACAUAUUUACUAAAACGUUAAUCCAUGUAAUCUAAACUAAUUUGUAUUCUUUACAUUAAAUUUAAGGACCAACGCGACAAGUCAAGUCCCUGUCUUUUAUUGAUUUUGAGUGUCAGAUAAACUAGCAAUCUAUUUUAAUCACUUGCUCUUAUAUUAUUAAGUGCAGCUGUUUUUGUUGUUUUUAGCCAUUGGAUUUGGUUGUCCACUUUUUUUG